This is a messenger RNA of Poecilia latipinna (sailfin molly), 1404 nucleotides long. RefSeq names its product mitochondrial methionyl-tRNA formyltransferase (gene mtfmt). The coding region runs from base 136 to 1158 and encodes 340 amino acids. Gene Ontology annotation, cellular component: mitochondrion. Gene Ontology annotation, molecular function: methionyl-tRNA formyltransferase activity. Gene Ontology annotation, biological process: conversion of methionyl-tRNA to N-formyl-methionyl-tRNA; biosynthetic process. The transcript has 8 exons. Lineage: Eukaryota; Metazoa; Chordata; Actinopteri; Cyprinodontiformes; Poeciliidae. The record is from RefSeq and is a predicted model, not a curated record.
ACCACUCGAAUAGGAGGAAGAAGGAGCCUUCUAAAAGACAUGGCGCUGCUUUGCUCAGACCGGGGGUAAUAAGGACGGAUUCUGAGCAGGACCGGCAAGUUGGAUACAUGGUGUGCGGAAAAAAACUGUUUUACCAUGUGGAUGGACAGAAAGACUGAUAGAGUUUUACUGAAAACUCUCAACUAUGUUUUGAAUGUGCUGAAGUUCAGCCCCAGCCCCAGUGUCCGCACGCAGUCUACCUGUAAACCAGGACCACCAAGGCUGUCCUGGAGGCUCCUGUUCUUCGGUACUGACCAGUUUGCUGUGGAGUCUCUCAAACUACUGAAUCUUUGCAGGCAUUCAAAUGAAGGGAUCGUGGAGAAGCUUGAGGUUGUUACAUUGCCUGGUGAUCUGCCUGUGAAGAGAUUUGCUCAACAGAACCAGCUGGCACUUCACAGCUGGCCCCCUCACAAUGUAGAGGGACAGUUUGAUGUUGGAGUGGUUGUAUCUUUUGGCCGUUUACUCCAUUGUGGACUCAUUGACAAGUUUCCUUUUGGGAUUUUGAAUGUUCACCCCAGUCUGCUUCCAAGGUGGAGAGGUCCAGCACCUGUGUUCCACACUGUCAUGCAUGGUGACACUGUGACAGGAGUCACGAUCAUCCAGAUACGUCCCAACAAGUUUGAUGUUGGGCCCAUUCUAAACCAGGAGAUCCAUCAAGUUCCAAAAAACUGUACUGCUGAAGAUCUUGGAGCUGCCCUGGCCAUCAAAGGAGCACAUCUUUUGCUUGAUACGUUGAUGAAGCUUCCUGAAAAAAUUGCAAAUAAACGGGAGCAGGAACUGAAGGGUGUAACAUUUGCUCCAAAAAUCAAUACAUCCAUGAGUUGGAUUAAUUGGGAAGAACAAACCUGUGACCAAAUUGCUUGUUUGUGUCGUGCCAUUGGAUCCCGGAUCCCUUUAAGGACGAUGUGGAUGGGAAAGACUCUAAAACUUUUGGAUUUUGUUGGAAAAUGUUAUACUUCAGAUGAAAGAAAUCAGAAACCUGGCUCAGUAUACUAUGAUAAGGAUUCCAAUACUCUGUCUGUCUGUUGUAAGGUAUGUUUAAAUUUACUGUACUCCUACUGCUUUACUUGUUGUAUAACUAUCCUUAAAUCACAUCUUGAAAAUGUUUGUGUUCUGUGAAUUAUGAAUCUUCUUAUAUUCAUAUUGUAGCAGACCCCCCAAAAUUAAAGAUUGCGGCUUUACUGAUGAACAGCCAGGAUUUAUUGGAAUUAAACCAUGAGUUUCACCAUAAGAGCUGCAUGCACAAACACACAAAAAAGACAGUGUAAGCUACAAACCACGUUUGAAAACUAAAAAUAACGUUCACCACUAGAGAUAUCAAGUGAUUCAAAAACUAUACCUAAUUUGAUUACAGUAAAGCAAAUU